AUGGAAGGAGAGAACAGCACUGCAGUGAGUGAGUUUAUCUUCCUGGGACUGUCCACCAAUCCAGAGCUGAAGGGCCUCUUGUUCACUAUCUUCUUGGCUGUGUAUGGUGCAACCAUGCUAGGCAACCUCCUGAUUGUGGGUCUAGUGGCUUAUGAGUCUACCCUCCACUCCCCCAUGUACUUCUUUUUGGGAAAUCUCUCCUUCUUGGAUUUCUGCUACUCCUCUGUAACAGCUCCCAAAAUGUUGGUUGGCUUCCUAUCGAGGGCCAACACCAUCACAUAUAGAGGCUGCAUUUCCCAGAUCUUCUUCUUCCACUUCAUUGGCGGCAUCAAGAUCUUUCUUCUCACCAUCAUGGCCUAUGACCGCUACGUUGCCAUCUUCCACCCUUUGCGCUACAUGGCCAUAAUGAAUGGGACUCUGUGUGGUGGGCUGCUGUGGGCCUCCUGGGUUGGUGGCUUCAUCCACUCCAUCGUGCAAGUGGCCAUCAUUAUCCAGCUGCCCUUUUGUGGUCCCAACAUGCUGGACAAUUUUUACUGUGAUGUUCCACAGGUGGUCAAACUGGCUUGCACUAAUACCUUUGCUGUGGAACUACUCAUGGUGUCAAACAGUGGAUUGGUGACUUUGAUGUGCUUUGUCGUGUUGCUUGUGUCAUACUCCAUUCUCCUGGCCAAGCUCAGAGCAAGAUCUACACCAGGCCAGAGCAAGGCUGUCUCCACGUGUGCUUCCCACAUCACAGUGGUGACCCUGAUUUUUGGGCCUUGCAUCUACAUUUAUGUUCGUCCCUUCCGCACCUUUCCCAUGGACAAAGCGAUCUCUGUUAUCUACACUGUCAUCACUCCCAUCCUGAACCCUUUCAUUUACACUCUGAGGAACAAAGAUUUCCAAAUGGCCUUGAAAAAGCUCAAGAGAAGAAAGCAGGAAAUAACUCUCUGA
Molecule: messenger RNA, 933 nt
Organism: Elgaria multicarinata webbii
Lineage: Eukaryota; Metazoa; Chordata; Lepidosauria; Squamata; Anguidae
Product: olfactory receptor 4D5-like
Exons: 1
Coding region: 1-933 (310 amino acids)
Biological process (GO): G protein-coupled receptor signaling pathway
Cellular component (GO): plasma membrane
Molecular function (GO): olfactory receptor activity; G protein-coupled receptor activity
Source: RefSeq, a predicted model, not a curated record